GUUUCUUGGGGUUCCUAUCUUUCAUUCCAUGGUAGCAAAGUCUCGGGCAUUUAAAUCCGACAUAUAUAUUUUCAUGGAUACUGAAUCUGUUCUCCUGCCUGACUUUAUUUCGGCGUUGAAUUAUGCUCAUAAGCUUGAUAAUGAUUGGCUCCUUUUUGCUUCUUCAAGAAAUGUUUCAAAUUUCCCAUUCUAUCUAGACAAUGACGGGAAACAUUGGCUAAAAGAUGGCAAAAGGAUUAGAAUUCAGGAGUUGCAGGAUAUACUAGGCUCAAGUUUGCAGUGGAAUUGUUGUGACAGUAGAAUGGUGAUAGCAUGGAACAAUGGGGAUAUGCCCUUACAUCAUGGAGUGCUUCCUCCUUUCCUGUAUGGGAAGGGAAUUUACAACCACUGGCUAAUCAACGAGGCAUUGUCUAGUGGAUUAAGGUUCGUGUUUGAUGCCAGUUGGACUAUCUCAAACAUUGCCCUGGACAAUUCACGGCAUUGGUCUAACGGUUUAGUUAAGAGCUCCAAUAUUUCAGAUAUCGGAAAGGGAAGUUGGGAAUAUGAUGGCAAUUCCCAUCUAGCAGCAGUAUAUGGAUCAUCGUCUCUUCACGGAGUUAACUAUUCCGUUGUGAUGAAACUUCUGAAAUGUGAUGGUCAAUACCUUAUUAUUAAUACUACAGAAGAUUUCCUUCAUUCUUGUACCUAUGAAAGGAAGAGCUUAUGGAGAGGAAGCAUCCCAAACUGCUGGAGAUCGAAGAAAACUUUGGCUUGCAUUGCUGGAACUAUAAAGUCGCAGAAUGGAACUUUAAGUCGCUCUUUGAAAUAUCAAAUAGUGCCCACAAAGACAUUAAAGCUUCCCUUUUCCUUAGAAUCACUACUUGCCAUCGUUGCAGACAAGAAUCGGACUGUUGUGCUCACAGUCGCAGGAUAUAGUUAUAAGGACAUGUUAAUGAGUUGGGUCUGCAGAUUGAGGCACCUCAGAAUUACAAACUUUUUGGUUUCUGCACUUGAUUACGAGACCUAUCAGUUCUCCAUAAUGCAGGGUCUUCCCGUCUUCAACGAUCCAUCAGCUCCGAGUAGUAUUAGUUUUAACGAUUGUCACUUUGGAACAGAAUGCUUUCAGAGAGUAACCAAGGUGAAAUCCAGAUUGGUUUUACAGAUUCUGAAGCUAGGGUACAAUGUACUUUUGAGUGAUGUGGAUGUAUACUGGUUUAGAAAUCCUUUGCCAAUACUUUCUUCUUUCGGUCCUGCCACUCUUGCGGCUCAGUCUGAUGAAUACAAUCAAACAGGUCCUGUAAACUUACCGAGACGCUUGAACUCCGGCUUUUACUUUUCCCGUGCUGAUGCCCCCACCAUUGCUGCUAUGGAAAAGGUAGUGAGGCAUGCUGCAACUUCUGGCCUAUCCGAGCAGCCAAGUUUCUACGAUACGUUAUGUGGUGAAGGGGGUUCCUCUCGUGUGGGUGAUAAUAGAUGUGUGGAACCUGAGACAAAUUUGACUGUUCAAUUCUUGGACAGAAACCUUUUCCCAAACGGUGCAUACCUGGGGCUAUGGGAGAGAGAGGACAUAAAAUCAGCCUGCGAGAAUCAGGGUUGUUUUGUUCUCCAUAACAAUUGGAUUAGUGGAAGAGCGAAGAAGCUGGAGCGACAGAUACUAUCGGGUUUAUGGGACUAUGAUAUUGCUACAAGGAUGUGCUUGAUGCCCUCUAAGAAGUAAUUGACUUGAAGUUUCGCAAU
Molecule: messenger RNA, 1716 nt
Organism: Hibiscus syriacus
Lineage: Eukaryota; Viridiplantae; Streptophyta; Magnoliopsida; Malvales; Malvaceae
Product: beta-arabinofuranosyltransferase RAY1-like
Exons: 4
Coding region: 29-1696 (555 amino acids)
Molecular function (GO): glycosyltransferase activity
Source: RefSeq, a predicted model, not a curated record